AUGCAUCUGAUGAUGAAGUUAAAGGCGGUUAAAUAACAGAUGACAAGGUCAUAGACACAGUCAAGGAGCAGGAGAAACAUUCAUCGUGAACUCUCAAGAACUGAACUAAGCAGAAAUGUUUUCCCUGAACUGAUGAAGGACGUGAGGACGCAGUUCUUUAAUUAUCUUUCACGUGCAGCUCCUUCUUUCAAUGAGACUCACGAUGCACGAGGAAUCCACAAGUGGAGAGCAGCUUUCUCCUCAAAACAUCCCCGGAGUUUCCAAACACCACAGACCUAAAAGCCAAAGCUGACCUCUGCGAGAUGCUGUGAUCCAGAGGGUCUGGACAUCUGAUGGUCAGCUGAUUCUUCUGUAAUCUCCAGCACGGGCAGAAUGGCAAAUUAUGACGAGGACACCGCCUUUCUGGGGCAAAAGGGACCAUUUUUUGUCAACCUUUUCUUUCUCUUGAAUGCCAUCUACAUUUCAACGGGGCUUCACGGCCUCUACAUAGUUUUUGUUGGGGCUUCACCGUCACAUCACUGUCGGAUAGCAGAUGGAAACCUUAGUGAAGAAUGGAUGACAGCCAGCAUUCCCAAUGAGACAGUCAAUGGAAAACUGCAGCCAAGUCAGUGUAGGAGAUACAGCCUGGAGACGGUCAGAGAGCUGUCUGCGCAGGGUUACUCUCCGCUGGAGGUCAACCUCACAGACAUUACACUGGAGACGUGUGUGGACGGAUGGAGCUACAGCACAGAAAUAUACCACUCCACCAUCGUCUCUGAGUGGGAUCUGGUGUGUGACAGCGAGUGGAGAGUUCCCUUCACAACAUCAACUCUAUACAUGGGCUACUUGCUGGGCUCUCUUGUUUCCGGCCAACUUUCUGACAGGUUCGGCAGGAAGAAGGUUCUCUUCGUGUCUCUGGCGGCAGAAGCACUAGUGAUCCUCGCGCAGUCCUUCUCCAACUCCUGGCUGCUCUUCUGCAUUCUGUAUUUUUUUGUCGGCGCUUUCCAAAUAUCUCUGUACAUCACAGCGUUUGUGCUUGGUAGUGAAGUACUGAGUAAAUCCCUGCGAGUGCUCUUCACGACGCUGGGAGCGUUUCUGCAUUACUGCAUCGGUUACAUGGUGCUGCCGUGGAUGGCCUUCGCUGUCCGUGACUGGAGGUCACUCCUGAGGGUUCUGUCGGGCCUGACCGUGGUCUACAUCCCUCUGUGGUGGCUGAUCCCGGAGUCUCCGCGGUGGCUUCUCUCUCAGGGACGCGUGCUGGAGUCUGAGGCCAUCGUGAGAGAAGCAGCAGAGAAGAACAAAGUCUCUGUGCCAGAGGUCAUCUUCAGCGAGUCCCAGGUUAAAGAGAACAGCAAGUUCAGCGUGCUCGACGUUCUACAGACCAGAGAUAUCCGCAGAACCACGUUCUUAUGUUUGCUGCUGUGGAUGGCCAUCAACAUUGGAUAUUUCGGCUUGUCCUUGAACACCACUAACCUCAGCGGCGAUCCCUUCCUCAACUGCUUCCUGUCCGCGGUCACUGAGGUGCCUGCCUACAUCAUGUCCACGAUUCUCCUGAAGAGCUGUCCUCGGAGACCCGUCCUGUCUGCUUUCCUCAUCAUCGGAGGAGGAUUUCUGCUUCUGCUGCAGCUGAUUCCUGAAAGUCAGCAUACUCUGGCACUGGUGUUAGAGAUGGCCGGUAAGUUUGGCUUCACCAUGUCCUUCACCGUGGUCUACAUCUACACGGCGGAGCUCUACCCCACCGUCCUGAGAAACCUGGGCAUGGGCUUGUGCUCCUCAGCCGCUCGCAUCGGCAGCAUCACCGCUCCUUACAUCAUAUUCCUGGGUACUUUCAACAAAUAUCUGCCCUACAUCCUGAUGGGAAGUCUGACCAUUGCUUCCUCAAUAACAAACAUGUUUCUGCCGGAGACUUUUGGAAAAGUGCUGCCCGAGACUCUGGAACAAAUGCAGAAAUGCAGAAGUUUUGUUAGAAGAGAUAAACACACCUUGGAGGAAGGGAAAGGAACAGUCAUCAUGAAAGAAGACAAGAUUUGAAAUAAGAACAUUUUGACGGCUUCACAGCAGGAAAUAAAUGAACAGAUCCUCCGGAGGACACGAAGACGUGCAGAAGAUCAGACACGGCCCUCGUCAGGACGGUCAACGUUUUUAUAGACAACUAUUAUUAAAAUGGGAUUAAAAUAUGUAUAUAGGUCCUUUUUUACACUUUUUUUUUUAAGUAUUAUAUUAACAACGGAUUUGUUUUUUUUAUGUCAAUCUGUAAUUGGCAUUAGUACAUGAAUGUUUAUUUACCAUUAUACUUAACAUAUAAUUUAAAAGAUAUUAAUGGUUGAUGUGAGAAUCGCUUCAAAAUCAGAAACGGUCGUUGGCAUCCAGGUUGUUGUAUAUUAAAAGUGGAUCUGCAAAAUGCACAAAUAAAAACUGAUAUAAA
This is a messenger RNA of Cyprinus carpio (common carp), 2404 nucleotides long. RefSeq names its product organic cation/carnitine transporter 2-like. Gene Ontology annotation, biological process: transmembrane transport. Gene Ontology annotation, molecular function: transmembrane transporter activity. Gene Ontology annotation, cellular component: membrane. The record is from RefSeq and is a predicted model, not a curated record. Lineage: Eukaryota; Metazoa; Chordata; Actinopteri; Cypriniformes; Cyprinidae.